This is a messenger RNA of Arachis stenosperma, 840 nucleotides long. Its product is annotated as calcium sensing receptor, chloroplastic-like. The transcript has 6 exons. The record is from RefSeq and is a predicted model, not a curated record. The coding region runs from base 1 to 840 and encodes 279 amino acids. Gene Ontology annotation, biological process: cellular response to calcium ion; de-etiolation; regulation of stomatal closure. Lineage: Eukaryota; Viridiplantae; Streptophyta; Magnoliopsida; Fabales; Fabaceae.
AUGUCUUCCUCAGCGGCGAUCUUCUCUGGUGACCUCUCCUCCAACGACAAUCUCCUCCUGCGACGGUCUCCUCCGGCGACAUCUCCUACUGCGAUGAUCUCCUCCGGUGGAAUUCUCCUACGCCGAAUACAUGAUAGAUGUUGCGAAAUGGCAACUACAACUACUAAAACUGCAGGAGCUAGGGUUUCUGAGGAAGGGGUCGUUGAAACAUUUCAUAAUGAUGAUGAUGAAGCGCUCGAUGCUGCGGAGAAUGGAGUUGCGUUCCUGGUGUACAAGAAGGCACUCCAAAGCACUGGUGUUGAUCCCCAACCUGUCAUCACUGCUGCCAAGUGGAGUAGUAACAGAACUUUCAAAAAGAUAUCAACACAAAACUACUUCAUGGUUGAUAUUAGGUCAGAGAAAGAUAAGGACAAAGCCAGUGUUCCUCACCUUUUGUCUAGUGUGAAAAACAGAAUGAUUUCCAUUCCGUUGGAAGAACUACCAAGCGAGCUCAGAGGACUUGUUAGGAAUGUGAAGAAAGUGGAAGCUGAACUAGCAGCUUUGAAGAUUUCUUACUUGAAGAAAAUCAACAAAGGCUCCAACAUUGUGAUCAUGGACUCGUACUCGGACUCGGCAAAAAUAGUAGCAAGAACAUUAACGAGCCUCGGUUUCAAGAACACGUGGAUAGUGGCAGACGGGUUCUCGAGGAACAAAAGGUGGUUACAGAGUAGACUAGGAACAGAUUCUUAUUUCUCUUCAUUUGCAGAGGUGUUGUCUCCAUCAAGAGUUAUCCCUGCAGCUGUUAGAGGUUUUGGAACAACCUCCCAAUCAAGUGCCAAGCUUCUUCCUGGAGCUGAUUGA